Moneuplotes crassus is the source of this 1166-nucleotide messenger RNA. The record is from the annotation of a GenBank genome assembly. NCBI's taxonomy places the organism in Eukaryota, Ciliophora, Spirotrichea, Euplotida, Euplotidae.
CAGAUUUAAUCAUGUUUAGUCUCAGGAAUAACUUGAUCAGGAAGAUUCGGACUUACGGAAAGCAUACCACUCCCAAAAGGAGUUUUGCUAAGAUGAAGAAAUUGUCCACCACUUUCCUUCAAAGACCAGGAGAAGGAAAUGUAAAGAGAGUUUCUCUAAUUGAUGGAGAAGGAGUCGGCCCAUACCUCACAGAUUCAGUGCAAGAAAUUUUUCAAGCAGCACAGGUUCCAGUCAGAUUUGAAAACAUUCCAAUGGUAGAAGCUAAGGAAAUGUCUAUCAAUAUUGAAAAGCAGACUUUGGAUAAGUUACACCAAAAUGAUGUGAUCCUCAAGGGUCCCAUCUCUAACGAUGAUACAUUGAUGUGGAACAAUCACGAGAUUUCUAAAGCAUUAGAAAUAUACGCUUAUAUCGUUCAUGCAUUCACCAUCCCAGGAGUAAACACCAGACAUAAAGAUAUUGAUAUCGUGUUGAUCAGAGAGAAUAGUGAAGGAGAGUAUGCCUCAAUUGAGCAUGAACUUCUUCCAGGAGUCAUCGAAAGUAUCAAGGUUAUUACUCGUGAGAGUUCCUUAAGAAUUGCAGAGUAUGCAUUUGAAUAUGCUCUCUUGUCUAAUAGGAAAAAGAUCACCGUAGUUCAUAAGGCAAAUAUCAUGAAGCUCUGUGAUGGAGAGUUCUUGGAAGCAGCAAGGGAGAUCUCCAUAAGAUACCCAACAAUCUUGUAUGAAGAAAUGAUUGUUGAUGCCACCUGCAUGAAUUUGGCAACAAAUCCCCAGGCCUUUGAUAUUAUGCUUCUUCCUAACUUAUAUGGAUCCAUUAUCGGAAGUAUCAUCGCAGGUAUUGUAGGAGGUGCAGGAAUUGCUCCAGGAGCAAACAUUGGAAGAAAGUAUGCCGUCUUUGAACAAGGAGCUAGACACUCUGGAAAAGAAUUGGCUUUUACAGGUCAAGCUAAUCCCACCGCCUUCAUUCUCUCAGCAGUAAUGAUGUUGAGACACUUAGGACUUCCAUUCUUCGCUGAACAAAUCCAGAACUCUGUAUUCAAAACCUUGGAGGAACAAAAGAUCAGAACCCCCGAUAUUGGCGGAAACCAUCACACUGCAGAUUUUACAAGAAGAAUUAUUGAGAAUUUAGACUAAGUAUCUUCAGCAAAGGGCCAUUUUUCAACACUUAAA